CAGAAAAAGUUCUCAACUGUAUUCUGUGACAAUGGAGGACACAGAGAAAAGAAAAAUAAAAGAAAUGAUGAGAGAAAGAGAGAUAUCAGGACAGACAAUGGAUUGGAUGUACAAGGGAGAUAAACCUAACGAGGAAGAUUACCUUCUAGGGAAACGUGUAGAUAGACAUGUGGAGAAAGAAGAAUCUCCUAAGCCAGAUGAUAUCUUUGGCGAGAGAAUAAAGGCAAAUAUUGCUCUUGAUAUGGCAGCCAAGGCUAGAGAAGAUCCCUUGUUUGCUAUACGAAAACGAGAAGAGGAAGCAAGAAAACGUAUCUUAGAAAACCCCAUAAAGAUGAAAAUGCUGAAGAAAAGUAUAGAAAAACAACAGAAAAAGGAAAAAAAGAAAAAGAAAAAACACAGUGAUUCAGAAGAUGAUGACAUCAUGCAGAAAUAUCUUUCAAUUUUAAGCAAAAAACAAAAGGGAAAAGACAAAAAAAGACACAGUGAUUCUCACAGGAAACAUUCAGAUGAUUCAGAUGACAGUGACAAUGAACACCGAGUGAGAAGGCAAGAAGAUUACCAAAGAAACAAACAUAGACAAGACUUCAACUAUCACAAUACAAAGCAUUCAAAACAUAGGUACAAACAUCAGCGAGACUCAGAUAGUGAUUCAAAUUCAAGGCAUAGAAACUCUUACCGGAAAGAACACAAAGCACAUAGAAACAAGCGUGAUAAUGACUCAGAUGAAACUGAUGAAAGGGAAAAAACAAAGGACAGAGAAAAUAAGAGGAAGUCUGAUCAUUCUUCAACAAAGCAUCCAAAAGAACGUCAACAUGGACAUAGACACUCUAUGUCUGAGCCACAGAGACAACUGUCGCAUGUUGACUCCAGUAGCAGUGAGAGCAGCGAGGACAGUAGUGGUGACGAUUCAGAUAACCAGAGAUACAAAGCAAAGAAAUAUGGCCUGAUUGUCAAUAAGAAUAAAAUACAAUCAGGGACAGAAAGAAAAUCAGAAAAAACAAGGCGGUUGUCGCCUGAACAUCACUCAAGGUCACAAGGGUCACAUAGAAGGUCAAGGUCUCCAAAAAGAAGGUCAAGGACGCCAGAAACGAGAAAAUCUUCAAAAUCAGACGAUAAAGAUAGGAGGAAGAAUUCUCCUCCAAGAAAAUUGACAUCAGAGGAGAAAAAGCGUAAGCUUGAAGAAAUGAUGAGUAAUGCAGAAUGGCGUGAGGGACAACGUAAACAGAAUGUUAGUCGUUACAGGGAGGAGGAUGCACAGGAGUCACUGCGUCAGAAACAGGACAAACAAGGGGACAAGUUCAUAAAUUCAAUGAUGUCCAGUCAUGCAGAAAAGAGCUCAGUGGCAGACCGAAUCAAAAGGAACAAGUACAACAUUCAGAGGACCAAUGUUGAUAUGAAUAAAGACUUUCUGAAGAAGUGACCAUAGAACUUUCAUACGUAUUAAAACAUUAUAAACUCAUAUUUUUUGCUACUGUUGGAAACUAGAAUUGUUUGUAAUUAAAUAAGUGAUCAUGA
Molecule: messenger RNA, 1515 nt
Organism: Ylistrum balloti
Lineage: Eukaryota; Metazoa; Mollusca; Bivalvia; Pectinida; Pectinidae
Product: pre-mRNA-splicing factor CWC25 homolog
Exons: 8
Coding region: 32-1420 (462 amino acids)
Biological process (GO): mRNA splicing, via spliceosome
Cellular component (GO): U2-type spliceosomal complex
Source: RefSeq, a predicted model, not a curated record